GGAGACACUUCAAGGCAGAACACUACGAACAUCAGCCGGUUGUUGUUGUUUUAGAUAUACGUCUGGUUCACCGCCUCGUCUCCGUUACUGAGCUUCUCUACGGGACGUAAACGGGAGGAGACGGUAAUCAAAUCAAGUGCACCGAUAACUUUGUCGACAUCACGUGUCGUCCACUUACCUGUGGAGCUCUGUUCAGGUUUCUUCACAGACUGUAAGCGAUGCCACCAAAGACGAGGGCCAGAGUGACUAAAAGAACUGCGAGUUCAGGCAAGGACGAUGCCGACGAAGCGGCUGGCGGGAAGAGGAAAGCUCCUGCCGAGUCUGCGAAAAAUAAGGAGAGCUCAGAAUGUCCACAGCUCUGUCACUGGCUGAUGAAGUCCGAGCCAGAGAGCCGCUUUGAGAACGACAUCGACGUCAAGGUACAGAGCCUGAACACAGUUUAUUUUUUAUAUUUUAAUGUGAGUGGCCUGCACUCGUCUGAUGGUCUCAUUCUGCAGUUUGGGAUAGAGGAUCUGAAGGCUUUGCCGGAUCAGACUGGUUGCUGGGACGGCGUCCGCAAUUAUCAGGCGCGCAACUUCAUGAGGCAGAUGAAAGACGGGCAGUUGGCUUUCUUUUACCACAGCAACUGCAAAGAACCGGGGAUAGCGGGACUCAUGACAAUCGUGAAGGAAGCUUAUGUGGACCACACGCAGUUUGACAAGAAAGAUGUCCACUUUGAUGCAAACAGUAAAGCGGACAACCCCAAAUGGAGCAUGGUAGAUGUCCAGUAUCAAAGAAUGAUGAAGCGUUUUCUCCCUCUGUCUGAGCUGAAGAAGUACCACCUGCAGCAUCGCGCCACAGGGGGGCCCCUGAAGGACGUGGCCCUGUUUACGAGGGCCCGGCUCUCUGUGCAGCCCCUGACCCCUGAGGAGUUUGACUUCGUCCUGAAUUUGGAAGAUGAAGAGCCUUUGUGAGGAUUUGGACCAGAUGUUGUCGACACAAUGAAAUCGUGAAGCAGAGACCUUGUUCACGGCACUGUAGCGUUUAUGUUCUUUUGUUCACAAAUAUUAAAUGUGCUUUUGUCAAAUAAUGGCUCACAUCCAGUCUCUGAACGAUACAGAGCAAGCUUCUUCGACACCUGAUGUUUAAAUGGCAAAGUCCUGCUUCCGUCACAAAUUCCCAAAUACGAAGUUAUCUUCAAACAAUCCAAGAAGUCAGAACAAUUAGAUAUUUGGCACUUUAUCUUCCAAAAGUAAUUUAAUGACUGAUAAUAAAACUAGCUGGAGCAGUUCCUCAUUCGUUGGUACUUGCAGUCAUCUCCCUUUCCCCUCUUCAUUAGAGGGUUAAUUCAGAUCACCUGUUGGCUGCUGAUUAUGAAUUGAGAGCAGCUUGGUGAGUUUCUCCUCUCGGCCAAUCAGGGUGUGAUGACGCCUUUUCUUCAAAGCUUAAGAGAGAGGUGGGGAAUCACGCUCGCAUCUUUCUGAUCCUCUGACUUACUGCAGACCUCAUUUUAGCAAAUUCUGCCAGAAAGGCGUCGGGCUCCUUUGAAACUUCCUUUCUGUCUUUUGCUUUUCUCAAAGAAGACGUUCUGAUUCUUCCUCGACUAAAUGAAAACCUCCUUUCAGCAGAUAUUGUUCGCCAGAAACUCUUGUCUUCUUUGAUGUCUUUAACUUUUCUAUUUCAAUGUGAUUUUGAAGCAUUCUGUAACUUAGCUGGAGUGAAUAUUAAGAACACAGUUCCUGAACCUCAAUGAAUGUAUUUUAUUUUUAUUGAAAGCCCCUUUAUACACAUUUAACUUGUCGAAGAGGCAUUUCUUCAUUAUGAUAUACAUUUCUGUAUUAUGUGGUUGGGAAGUGGUUCUCAGGCUUCGUUCUGCUCAGCUGAAAUCUGGGUUGUCAGUGCGGCCAAAUAGCUGCACAUUUUUUGUCAAGACAAAUUGAUAAAUCAUUUUACGAGUUUCCAGUUUUGUGAUUGUUACAGAGCUGUUAAUGAUCAUGUAUUUAAACAACCUGAAGACUUCGUCACUCAUGUUCAAAGCUGUCAAGUGUUAAAUUGCUCAGUGACAACACAACUCAGCCGUGUACUGUUUGUAGCAGUGUUAGUAUGAUGUAGUCAGUGUAUGUGGUGGUCUUAUUAAUAACACUUUCACUCAUUGCUGUAAAACAACCAAGUCCAGGUUUUUCUUUUUUUUUUUCAUUUGGCAUCAAUUUAUUUGACCUUCAGGGACAAGGAAUAAUUCAUUAGCAUUUUUCAAAAGAUAGUUCUACUGUAACUCUUUCUCUGGUUAAAAGACUAAAAUCAUGUUAAAGAGGCAGGAGGAUUCCAUUUGCUUGAUACACUGAGGCACAACGUUUAAGUCUCUAAUGAAGAGGAUACAGUGGACUUCAUACUAUCAGACCUUAAUACAAACACCCACUCCUCACAGCCACUGGAAUGCCGAGGCAAAGCACGUGAGCAUGAAAGGUGGUCUUGUGGCACCGCAUACUGUAUCAUCAACGUACACAAGCUGGAACAGGAUAAAAGGUUUUAGCUGGUCUUAUUUACAGAUCAAAACCACAAAAACACGUGCGAUAAUACUUAAGCCCUCAAAAUGGGAAGUUUCCGCUUCGAUAAUUCUUUUUUUUUUUUGUACACACACAGAAACAAACAAAGAGAAAAUGUGUUUAGCAAGAUAAAGCAGUGCAAAGUGAUCUCAGAUUUCUUGACCUUACAACAAUGUUAGGAACGCAUUCGUUAAAGGUGGAAUGUUGGAGAUACAUUUCUGAAAAUUCAUGACAGUCGAGUCGCAUUAAUUACGAGAUCAGAAAUUAAUUGAUCCUAAAAAAAAAACGUUAAUUAAAGUAACCAACAGAAGGCUUAAAAAUUCCAGAAUAUCACACAUGGAAGGUUUUAACACAGUGGACAUAGUGAAUGAUUAGUUUGAUUCCCAUAAAGAAAAGACAAAUGCGUUAACGAGGAAGUACAAGACCAGCGGCCCGAAGCCACUUCGAAUGCCUCAUGCAAACGGUGUGCAUUGUCCACAUACUGUAUGUAUGUGUGACUGUAUGUCGGGCU
Molecule: messenger RNA, 3033 nt
Organism: Anarrhichthys ocellatus (wolf-eel)
Lineage: Eukaryota; Metazoa; Chordata; Actinopteri; Perciformes; Anarhichadidae
Gene: thyn1
Product: thymocyte nuclear protein 1
Exons: 7
Coding region: 219-953 (244 amino acids)
Cellular component (GO): nucleus
Source: RefSeq, a predicted model, not a curated record